ACUUGCUGGUUCUCAACAGUUUACCUUGUUUCAAAUGGUUCUUGAAAAUGGUGGCCCUCCAACUGACCCUGAUGCUGAUAUAAUUAAUCCAACGUUAAGAGAUGAUGUUGGUCGAUUCAUGUUAUAUCAAGAUGCAACAACUCGCUAUUCCGAUGAUUGUCCCAAUUCAGUUAUGCAUUCAGCCAACAUUACAAAAUUAAAUGUGCGGGUCAGUUGGCGAGCACCUCCAUCAGGCUCAGGCUGCGUUUUAAUCAAAGCAUCGAUUGCUGUUACACCUGAUAUUUGGUUCAUGGAUGAUGGUGAGUUGACUAGACGUUUGUGUCCCGACACAUCGUUGUCAAUUGAUGAGCAACCUGAAAUAUUGGGACAAUGUGAUGCUUGUGAUGAAGCCAAAUAUCAAUUGUUGUUUAAGAUACUUUGGUCAAAAUUUACUCACCCCAAGAAUAUUCCCGACAAAUGGUUGUCUUAUUUUUCAAGUUUAAUUGGUGCUUCUCAUUCAAAUGAAUAUCGCAUGUGGGAAUAUGAUGGUUAUGCAUCUAAAGGGUUGAAACAUUGGCCGAAGACGGCAACACUGAGUUAUCUUUUUUUUCUUAUUUUUUCUCUCUUAUUCCGAUGGUCAAUGUGUUUCUUCAGGACAAUUAUAAAAGGCCGUGCUCUUGGUCUAAAUGAUCAUCGAGGUCAAACAUUUGCCAUUUUCAGAGUUGAUCGAGAAAACCAUUUAUUGUCUUUUAUAUCUAAACUUGGUCCAAGUCCUGAUUGGUUUGUUGGCGUUUCAGCUUUUGAAUUGUGUUUAAGGAACAGUUCAUGGUUAACUGAGCGAACUAUGAACCUCUAUCUAUGGGAUGCUGGUACUGCUUCAGGAGACUCUUAUCAAUCUAAUCCUAGACCAACAAUGCCACCAGAAAGGAUUCAUGCCAUUACUUCUUCGUGGCCUGGAGAAGAGGGAAAAUCGCCUUUUUACGAUCCAACCGGAGCUAAAAUUAAACCAUUUGCUCAAGUAACGGUUAAACGAUUGCGAACUUAUCCAAGAACUUGUGAUGAAAUUGUGAAAAACAACAACAAGUUCAGUCACAAUUAUUCAGGAGACACUGAGGAACCUUUGAUAACCGAUAACAGACCUGAAUGUUCAGUUACUCCAUGGGCACUGAUGACUUGCAUUGGUGAACCCUAUGAAUCUGGUGAGCAAAUCCGGAACCGUUCAUACAUUAAUCCAGUUUCUGCAGCUUCCAUGGGAUGUCAGAAUGUAUUGACAGAUAAAAUUCCUUGCAUGCCUGGCUGUAAUGGUGAAAAUAUCUGUGCUCUAUCUGAAUGGGGACCGUGGAGCAGGUGUGAUACAACCUGUGGUCGAGGUAAACGGAAUCGUCGUCGUUACUUCAUCCAUCAUGAAGCAGGCAGCUACUGUGAUUCGUCCAUGUUGGUUGAAUCAGAAGAGUGCCAUGAAUGGAGUGACGAUUGUUCAACUAAAGAAGCACUUGGUUCUGCGCCCGAGGAUCCAAGAUGUAUAACAACACCUUGGAGUGAAUGGAGUCCGUGUUCAGUCAACUGUGGUCUUGGUACAAAGUAUCGUAAACGAUUCUACGUGAGUGCUCGAGCAGCUGAAUUUUGUUCAAAAGAGUUGCACCAAGAAACCAACUGUAAUAUGGGAGUUAAAGAUUGCACUCCAACCAGUGAAGAGACAAGACCAAGACCAACAGAUAUUUGCCUCGCUCCUCUUCGAAGUGAACCAUGUUUAACAGGAAUGCUUGCUGAGCCAAUCAGACGCUGGUAUUAUGAUAAUCAAUCUCAACUUUGCUUGCCUUUCAACUUUACUGGAUGUGAAGACAUUUCCAACAACUUCAAGACUAAACAAGAUUGUGAGAUACUUUGCCGGCAAAUGCUCAACUCUAAAGGUUCAGUCAUUACUAACUGACUUGAUUCUCAGUUUCAUUUAAAUAUUGUAAAUUGAAAAUGAUUAAACAUUCAUUGUUAACAUCAAUCAAUUGAUUCAACAUGAAAUAAGCUUGCAUUUGUAACAUUUAGUUGAAGCUUUUUUGAUUUCAUCUGCUAUGAAUUUGAUGAUUCUGCAAGAAGCUGAAUUAUUUUUGCUCUUGCUUUUUGGACUUUGAAUUAUAUGCUUUUAAUUUGA
Tetranychus urticae (two-spotted spider mite) is the source of this 2125-nucleotide messenger RNA. The record is from RefSeq and is a predicted model, not a curated record. NCBI's taxonomy places the organism in Eukaryota, Metazoa, Arthropoda, Arachnida, Trombidiformes, Tetranychidae.